Molecule: messenger RNA, 533 nt
Organism: Symbiodinium sp. CCMP2456
Lineage: Eukaryota; Dinophyceae; Suessiales; Symbiodiniaceae
Source: the annotation of a GenBank genome assembly
AUGCGCACCCCGACUAGGGCUAUAUUCUUUUGCGCGUGCAGUUACACCAAUUGCCGCCCUGCCUGCCUUUGCUUAGUCCCCUCCAACCGCAUCUGCAGACCGUGCGUCGAGACGACGGCAGAGGAGAAGCGGCAGCUUUUGCUGCCAGCCGCCGAGCCUGCGCCCAACGAGGUGCGAGCCCGGGAAGUUGCUUUUGCGCUACGGGCGACCCCGGAAGUCAACGUGGAGGAGGAACCAGACUCUCCCGAAGAUGCAGGUGGGCCUCAGAGCCUCACGGAGCUGGCGAACCAACUCUUUGGGGUGGCCGAACUCGAGGAGGCGAGCCAGCGGACCGAGUCGACGGAGAUCCCAUCGCCUCUGGCGGCGGGUGCAUCGACGGCGUUGUCAGAGCACUCCGAAGCGCUGGAGGCUCCAGCGCCCUCAUCCGGCCUUCGGCUGUUGCAACAGCGCCGCCGCGAGCGUGCGGAGGCUGCGCCGCGGGCUGCAGGAAGCGCUGAAGCCGCCACUGACGGCGACACCUCCGCAGGGAACAG